This is a messenger RNA of Cantharellus anzutake, 2624 nucleotides long. RefSeq lists its product as uncharacterized. The transcript is spliced from 2 exons. The coding region runs from base 40 to 2130 and encodes 696 amino acids. NCBI's taxonomy places the organism in Eukaryota, Fungi, Basidiomycota, Agaricomycetes, Cantharellales, Hydnaceae. The record is from RefSeq and is a predicted model, not a curated record. Gene Ontology annotation, molecular function: protein binding.
UGCCUAGAAGGCACCAGGGUCGAUCUCACGGAGCGUAUUAUGAACUGGUGUCGUAACACCGGGGAUAACGAGAACCGGCUGAUGCUACUGACCUCCGUCGCUGGCGCUGGAAAGACUUCGAUUGUGCACACGAUUGCAGAUAGAUGUAACAGGGAGGCUGUCCUAUUGCUAUGUUUUUGCUUCAGAGCAGGCGAACAGCCACGGCCGGAUUGUUUAUUCAGCGGCAUUGCACGAGCUCUAGCAAGCCGUGACACAGAUUACCGUACCUUCAUUAUCUCUGCCCUUCGAAAAGACCCCACCCUCUCAACAGCUCCAUUCACGAUGCAGUUCCAGGAAUUGGUGGCUUCACCUCUCCUUCAUAUGCGUUGGCGUCCAAGCCGUCCUAUGGUGGUCAUUAUCGAUGCUUUAGACGAAUGUGAUGAAGAAGCGUAUCAACCCCUUGCUAAGAUUCUUUGCGAGGAAGUACCCAAGUUACCGUCUUCCAUAAAGUUUUUCGUUACUUCAAGACAUGUUGAUCUUGUUAAUCGGUCCCUCUCACGCCAUUUUCCUAUCGAUCACCUCACCAUUGAUCUCCUGGAUGACACAAAUAUGCAUGAUUGUGCUGCAUACAUCGAAUUCCAGCUACAAGAGCUUAAGAAAUGGCAUCCCGACUUAUCGCAUAAACUCCAAGACGAAGAUAGUGCGGUGCAAGAGAUCCGGGAACGAGCAGGUGGUUUGUUCAUUUGGAUCAGCACCAUCUUUCGCUAUAUGAAGAAGCCUAGGAAGAAUCCUAUGAGAACACUGGAGAGCCUGCUCGACACCGGGACCAAACGGUCAAAGGUGUCCACUGAGAAGAUGAUGGACGACCUAUAUACGAGGAUUUUGAAGAAGUUUGAUUGGGAGGAUGAAGAUUUUGCGCACGACUACCCGAUUGUGAUGGGAGCGAUCUUCGUUGCUCAGCAGCCUCUGUCCAUCACAGCCUGGGAUGCAAUUCUAUCACCUUUCCUCAAUUCUUCUGUUGAAUAUGCUUUGGCCGAACUUGCACCUCUGCUCUCAGGAGUUGAGGAUUCCCACAUUCCGGUUCGCAUCUUACACCAAUUUUUCCGCGAUUUUAUUGUCGAUCGGAUCAAUCCCCAAACGAUCAGCUCUCAUUUUACUCCGAUAACGGUGGGGGUGGAGAAUGCCAGGGUCGCCCUGAGAUGUACCGAGAUUUUAAACAAGGAUCUCUGCUCUGUGAAUGGCUUAGGACUGAUUGAAAACUUGUCCGAAAAAGAUGAAAUGCUGCGCAUUCCUCCAAAGGAAUUAUCUGAGCAUUUUCGUUAUGCAUGUCACCACAUCGUCCAUCACCUCAGUGGAGUCCAAGAACAGCCUGAAGAGCUUGCUGGACCAGUUAGUGUGUUUCUGAGUCAGGAAGCAACUCGGUGGGUGGAAAUCUGUGUGCGAAUGGAAAACUACAUCAGUAUCUCGUUACUCCCUGAGUGGGCUAAGUUGGCUGUUGACCAUAGGGCUGUUAGCACACUGGCUGAAGUGCUUACCCAGCUUCCAUGGAACCUGGGAUUUUUUUCAAGAUUCCAGGAGGCAUAUGAGGCAGCAAACGAUUCUGUUGUACUCUGCCGUUACCUUUUUUCUGUGGACUCAAGUUCCUACACCCCUCCUUUGGCUGAGUCACUCAACAGUCUGUAUGUUGCUCUUUCUGGACUCGGACGGCACUCGGAGGCACUCCCAUCCAUUGAAGAAAGUGUCAAACUCUAUCGCCAGCUAGUUGCCAUUAACCCAGGGUCAUACACCCCGGAUUUGGCCAUGUCACUCAACAAUCUACACAAUGCUCUUUCCAAUCUCGGACAGCACUCGGAGGCACUCCCAUUCAUUGAAGAAAGUGUCAAACUCUAUUGCCAGCUAGUUGCUGUUAACCCAGGAUCAUACACCCCGGAUUUGGCCAUGUCACUCAACAAUCUACAUAAUGCUCUUUCCUAUCUCGGAUGGCACUCAGAGGCACUACCAUUCAUCGAAGAAUGUGUCAAAAUCCGGUGCCAGCUAGUUGUUGUUAACCCAGGAGCAUACACCCCCAAAUUGGCCAACUCACUCAGCAAUCUACAUCAUACUCUUACCAAUCUUGGACAUCAUUCCGAGGCACAAAUGGUCCACAUUUAAGGAUGUUCUCCUCAUCAUUAUAUUCUCCACAUUGGUGCUUGCACAUGAUGGGCAAGUGUCAAAAAUCCCAAAUGAAGGGGAAAGUGUGUGAGUCCGAAUGCAGGCAGGCUCAACUAGAGGGGAUCUGAGAGCUUUGGUAGUGGACUGGAGCUUCUCCAGGAAGCCCGGGUCUGCUGGGUGGUAUUAGAACACCAACUUUGUUUACAUCAGGAAGUUGUGUGGUGGUUAUUCGUAGCGGUUAUUCUGGGGUGCUAUGAGGUGUUGGGGGCAUUUUGCCCUUUCUUAUUCAACUUAAAACUCCCUUUGUACGAUGACGUUGCCACUCAGGAAUGUCGUGUAUAUAAGGGAGGAAUUUCUUAGACUUUCUCCCUCAGAACUCUUAUUCGAGUCUGAGGUGAGAACUAUUUCUCAGUAUUUUAUCUUAUGACUCAUGUAUAAUCCUUGUCGCAGUCUAACGCGACAUAGGUAUUUACAAUAUAGAACUCUUAUUCGAG